Messenger RNA from Arachis duranensis, 2553 nucleotides. RefSeq names its product external alternative NAD(P)H-ubiquinone oxidoreductase B1, mitochondrial. The transcript has 10 exons. Lineage: Eukaryota; Viridiplantae; Streptophyta; Magnoliopsida; Fabales; Fabaceae. Gene Ontology annotation, molecular function: calcium ion binding; NADH dehydrogenase activity. The record is from RefSeq and is a predicted model, not a curated record. Bases 558 to 2303 code for a protein of 581 amino acids.
GUUUUUAUAUAGCAAGUUUCCACCCUAAUGGGAAGGCUACUAUAGUAACACUAGCACUUAUUUGUAUAUUAUUUUUCAUGUGGCAAAAUGCCAAAACUUGAUCGUGAAAUAGAAAAAGAAACACAACUUUAAGACAAAGAUUUCCAUCCUUCAUCAUCAACAUAUAUAUUGUCAUAUAUACUUUGUUACAAGUAUCUUCUAGAUAGGACUAAGAAAUCAUUGAAUCGCCUCAAUGAAUGAAGGAGAUUUAGUUUACCUUGACUAAAGUUUCUUUAUUUCUUUUUAUUAUUAAGUUACUCUAGUUGGUUAUAAAUAUAAGGAUUGAACUCCCCGGGGGGAAGGGGGGGGGGUAUUGAUGCUUUAUAGAUAUUCACAAAUGACAGUUUUUGACAAUCUUUUAUUGCCAGAGGAAGUAUACCAAUGAGUUAAUAUAUGAUCAAGAAGAGCCUAUACCUGUUGGGGAAAACAUAGAAAACUGGUGAUAUAUGCGUUUAACUUUGAUGCACUGACCGUGUAAAAUGUUUUACAUAGUCGUGCAAUCACAAUCGUUUUCUUAGAUGACCAUUCAUGCGGUCAAUAUAAAAGCUUUGGUUGUUAAAGAAUCGUCUAUCUUAUUGAGUUUAACUGUGUAUAAUAACAGCAGUGGUGGAGGCUUGCUGUCAUACUCAGAAUCACAAUCUGAAUCUAUUACCGGACCUCCUGCUUCUAAUACGAAUUCUGAUGUGCCGGCAAAAAAGAAAGUGGUUGUUCUUGGAACAGGAUGGGGUGGUACUAGUUUUCUCAAGGAUCUCGAUGCAUCCUUGUAUGAUGUUCAGGUUGUUUCCCCUUGUAACUAUUUUGCAUUCACUCCUCUAUUACCUAGUGUCACUUGUGGGACAGUUGAAGCGCGAAGCAUUGUAGAGCCAGUUCGAAACAUGGUCAAAAAGAGAAAAGGAGACAUUAAAUUCUGGGAGGCGGAAUGUCUGAAGAUCGACCAUGCAAACAAAACGGUAUUGUGUAGGUCCAAUAUUGGGAACAACUUAGUUGGAAGUGGCGAAUUUUCUUUGGAAUAUGACUACUUGGUUGUAGCGAUAGGAGCACAAGUGAAUACUUUUAACACCCCUGGUGUCAAGGAGCAUUGUCAUUUUCUAAAGGAGGUAGAGGAUGCACAGAAGAUCAGAAGGGCUGUGAUAGAUUGUUUUGAGAAGGCUGUUCUUCCAUCUCUAUCUGACGAAGAACGAAGGACAAAUCUACAUUUUGUUGUUGUUGGAGGAGGUCCAACUGGGGUGGAAUUUGCUGCUGAGCUUCAUGACCAUUUCCAAGAAGAUUUAGUCAAUUUAUACCCAUCUGUUAAAGAUUUUGUGAAGAUAACAGUGAUUCAAUCAGGAGAUCACAUCUUGAACACGUUUGAUGAAAGAAUUAGUCUAUUUGCUGAAGAGAAGUUUGGAAGAGAUGGUAUAAAAGUUCAAACUGGAUGUCGAGUUCUCAGUGUUGAUGACAAAAAUAUUACAAUGAAGGCAAAAUCAACUGGAGAGAUCUGCUCUGUACCCCAUGGACUGGUUAUCUGGUCCACUGGGAUUGCAACUCGUCCGGUUGUGAGGGACUUUAUGGAACAAAUCGGUCAGGGUAAAAGGCAUGUGCUAGCAACAAAUGAAUGGUUGCGAGUGAAGGGUUGUGAAUCUGUGUAUGCUAUCGGUGAUUGUUCUUCGAUAGAUCAACAAAAAAUAAUGGAUGAUAUCUCAGCCAUUUUUGAGGCUGCGGAUAAGGACAAAUCCGGUACCUUAACUGUUGCAGAACUCAAGGAUGUGAUAGAUGACAUAAUUGUAAGAUAUCCACAGUUCGAACUGUAUUUGAAGAGCAAACACAUUUUGGAUUUGAGUACUCUAUGGAAAGACUCAGAAGGAAAUUAUAGAGAAGAAAUAGACAUAGAAGGCUUUAAGAUGGCCCUUUCUCAUAUGGAUUCACAGAUGAAGAGUCUGCCAGCAACUGCACAGGUUGCUUCCCAACAAGGUGAAUAUCUAGCUAGAUGCUUUAACCGCAUGCAUCAAUGUGAAGAGCAUCCGGAAGGUCCUCGGCGAUUUAAAGGCUCCGGACGUCAUACGUUUCUUCCCUUUCGGUAUAAGCACUUUGGGCAAUUUGCUCCUCUGGGAGGGGAGCAAGCUGCUGCAGAACUUCCUGGAGACUGGGUUGCCAUGGGUCACAGCACUCAAUGGCUUUGGUAUUCUGUAUAUGCAAGCAAGCAAGUAAGCUGGCGGACAAGGAUGUUAGUCAUAUCAGAUUGGACAAGAAGAUUUAUAUUUGGAAGAGAUUCUAGCCGUAUUUAAGUCCUAAAUCAAAAGCUGCAUUUGAACAGCUUUGAGGCUUUCUGUUUAUCUGUUAAUUUUCAUUGUAGCUUUAUUCAUUAUGUAGUUAGUGUAGUGAUAUUUUGAAGGUACAAACAAGUCCUUUGGAGACAGUUUGGGAAUGUGAAGUUGUCUUGAUGGAGCUUGCUCUUCUUUUAUAGCUAUCUUUCUCACUUGUAAAACUAUACAUUCAUACUGAUAAAUGGGGAAUAGAUCCUUUAGAUCCUCUUAA